Chironomus riparius is the source of this 2946-nucleotide messenger RNA. The record is from the annotation of a GenBank genome assembly. NCBI's taxonomy places the organism in Eukaryota, Metazoa, Arthropoda, Insecta, Diptera, Chironomidae.
AUGCCUGUUUUUCAUACGAAAACAAUUGAAUCAAUUUUGGAGCCAGUCGCCAAUCAGGUGUCAAGACUGGUAAUUCUCCAUGAAGAAGCAGAAGAUGGCAAUGCUAUGCCCGAUUUGUCAAGACCUGUCCAGGGAGUAUCAAUUGCAGUGACAAAUCUGGUUAAAGUCGGCCGUGAAACAAUCAACAGUUCUGAUGAUCAGAUUCUAAAACAAGACAUGCCAUCAGCAUUAAUACGAGUCGAAACUGCUUCACAAUUGUUGGAAGAAGCUUCACAACUUUUACGAGCCGAUCCAUAUUCAGGGCCAGCACGUAGAAAAUUGAUUGAAGGAUCACGUGGAAUUUUGCAAGGAACGUCACAACUUCUUUUAUGCUUCGAUGAAUCAGAAGUUCGUAAAAUUGUCCGUGAAUGUAAACGUGUCCUUGACUAUUUGGCAGUCAGUGAGGUUAUUGACACGAUGGAAGAUUUGGUACAAUUUCUUAAAGAUUUAAGUCCAUGUCUUAGUAAAGUCUCACGUGAAGUCAGUAAUCGUGAAAAAGAAUUGACUCAUCAAGUUCACAGUGAAAUUCUUGUGCGCUGCUUGGAACAAGUAAAAAUUUUGGCACCAAUUUUGAUCUGCAGUAUGAAAGUUUACAUUCACAUUAUCGAACAAGGUGGUAAAGGUUCAGAUGAAGCUGCUGAAAAUAGAAAUUAUCUUGCCGCACGAAUGACAGACGAAAUUCAGGAAAUUAUUCGUGUUCUUCAAUUAACAACUUAUGAUGAAGACACUAGUGAACUCGAUAAUUUGACAGUCCUCAAGAAAUUAAACAAUGCUAUUCAUAAUAAGAUGGAAACAGCCAAAGACUGGCUUAAAAAUCCAUACGCACUUAAAGGUGGUAUUGGUGAGAAGGCAUUACGUCAAAUUAUUGAUAAUGCACACAAAGUUGCCGAUCGUUGUUUGCCAAGUGACUCAUAUCGCGUUCAUAGAAAUGCCGAUGAUUUAACUGCAAUGGCAAAUGCUUUGUGUGAAUUAAGACAAACCGGAAAGGGAACAUCACCACAAGCUGAGUCAUUGGCACGUGAAAUGAUCGAUAAAUUGGACGAAAUGGAUCAAAAUAUUUUACAAGCAGUAAUUAAUGUUGACAAGGCUGGUCUUCAACAAACAGCUCACACUGUUCAAGGACGUUUAGAACAAGCUGUUCGUUGGUUAGCAAAUCCAGGUGCUGAUGAUAGAGGAUUAGGUCAACGUGCCAUUGCUUUGAUUAUUGAAGAAGGAAAGAAAGUUGCUGAUGGCUUGCCAGGUCAUCAAAAAUCAGACAUCCUUUAUCUUUGCGACGAAGUCGAAAAUCUUGCCAAUCAAUAUUCAAAAUUAUGUCAAGCUGGUCUAGCACAUACACCAGAAGCUCAAGAAAUUGCCAGAAAAUUGAAUGCCAAGUUACAUGAACUUAAAGCUUUGAUUCAAUCAGCUGUUGUUGGACGUGUUGUUGAAGAUUUUAUCGAUAUUUCAACACCAUUAAAACAAUUUACUGAAGCUGUAAGCGCACCUGAAGGAACACCCAACCGUGAUCAAAACUUUAAUCAAAAAGCUGCCAACUUGCAAGCCUUUAGUGAUCGUGCAUCAAAAACUAGUCGAAUGGUUGCUGCUGGUGGUUCAGGAGGAAAUAAGAAACUUGCUGAAGUUUUACUUGCCUCAGCUGCUCAAAUUGACAGUUUGACUCCACAACUUAUUAGUGCUGGUCGCAUCCGUAUGAACUAUCCAAGUUCAAAAGCAGCAGAAGAGCAUUAUAAUAAUUUGAAACAACAAUAUGCUGACACUAUAUUAAGAAUGCGUACACUCUGCGAUCAAGCCACUGAUCCAGCAGAUUUUAUUAAAGCUAGCGAAGAGCAAAUGCAAAAACAUACAUUGCUCUGUGAAGAUUCAAUUAGAAACAAAGUUCCACAAAAAAUGGUUGACAACACAAGUAGCAUUGCUCGUUUAGCUAAUCGUGUCCUUUUGGUUGCUAAGCAAGAAGCUGAUAAUUCUGAAGAUCCACAAUUCAUUUCCGAAUUGAUCGGUGCUUCUGAUAAACUUCAGAAUUCAGUUCCAUCAAUGGUUCAAGAUGCCAAGAAUGUCGCCACAGAUAUUGGAAAUACUGGAAAUGCCUCUAACUGGAGAGAUUCUAAUAAACAUCUUCUUCAAAGCGUCCGAAACGUGCGUAAUGCUAUCACUCAACAACCAGAGAUUCCUGCUCCACCAGAUCUAUCAGCACUUAAUCUCAACACACAUCAUAUUGAACGUCCUGAACGUGCCCCACCACGUCCUCCAUUGCCACGUGAAGAAAUUCCACCAGUUCGUCCACCACUGCCUGAAACAGAUGAUGAAGAUGAAGGUGUUUUCAAAGCCGUACCAACAUCAAAUCAACCAAUUUUGCUUGCUGCUCAUGGACUUCAUCAAGAAGUACGUCAAUGGUCGUCAAAGGACAAUGAAAUUAUUGCUGCUGCUAAACGUAUGGCUGUUUUAAUGGCUCGCUUAUCAGAGCUUGUGCAUCAAGAUUCAAAGGGUAGUAAACGUGAGCUUAUUGCCACUGCCAAAUUAAUUGCUGAAGCUUCAGAAGAUGUGACGAGAAUUGCAAAGGCAUUAGCUAGAGAAUGUACAGACAAGAGAAUUAGAACGAACUUACUGCAAGUUUGCGAAAGAAUACCAACAAUUGGUACACAAUUGAAGAUCUUGUCUACAGUAAAGGCAACCAUGUUGGGUGCACAAGGAUCUGAUGAGGAUCGUGAAGCUACUGAAAUGCUUGUAGGAAAUGCUCAAAAUCUCAUGCAAAGCGUGAAAGAAACAGUUCGUGCCGCAGAAGGUGCUAGUAUUAAAAUAAGAAGCGACCAAACAAAUCAUCGUCUAAGAUGGAUUCGUCGACAGCCUUGGCAUGAGAGAAUCGAUCUAGCUGACGGAACAAGAGAUAUAAUUGAGUUAAAACAAUCGUACUAA